Ilex paraguariensis (yerba mate) is the source of this 265-nucleotide messenger RNA. NCBI's taxonomy places the organism in Eukaryota, Viridiplantae, Streptophyta, Magnoliopsida, Aquifoliales, Aquifoliaceae. The record is from the annotation of a GenBank genome assembly.
GAAACCAAAAAGACCUAUUGGGAAGGAGUCAUUGAGGCAGCGUGAAACAAAUGCGACUUAUGUAUUUAACCCCAUGGAGGUCGAAAUAGAAGAAGAAGAGAUGGAGGGUGACCCAGGGCCUGAGAUGUAUGCUCCUACUUCUAAGCCGGGACCACCAACUAGUGACCCCAUCAAGGCAUGCACAUGCCAAUUUCAUGUGCCACAUCACACUAGGUUGCACCCACUACUUCUCAUGCUCAGUGGACUAUUAUUAUGGAUGCAUUAG